CUACUGGUCUGCAACGGAGAGAACAGACUCCUUGCUAUUCCCUUCACAGUCUUGACCACUCUCCCUCUCGUCCUGCGUUCGCUCUGUAACAAGAGAUGGCCAAUUGUACCAAAAUAGCAGGAGAUAUGGUGAAAACUGAAGCCAAGAAAUCGACUGCCCUCGCCUCUUCCUUCGACGACCACAUCCGCCCCAUCCUCGACGCCGUUGACCGCCUUCGCCAGCUCAAGGUGAUGCAGGAGGGCAUCGAGCUCCCGACCAUCGUCGUCGUCGGCGACCAAUCCAGCGGCAAAUCCAGCGUCCUCGAGUCUCUCGCCGGCAUCAGCCUCCCUCGUGGCCAGGGAAUCUGCACCCGGGUCCCUCUCAUCAUGCGCCUCCAAGACGAUCCUUCCCUUUCCCAGCCUCAGCUGCAGCUCGAGUACAAAGACAAGGCCAUCCACACCUCGGAAGACGGCAUCGCCGACGCCAUCAAUUCAGCCACCGACGAUAUUGCCGGCAGCGGCAAAGGCAUAUCCAACGCACCGCUCACUCUUGUCGUCAGGAAGAGAGGCGUUCCCGACCUCACUAUGGUGGACUUGCCCGGAAUCACCCGUGUCCCCGUCCAUGGGCAGCCCGACAACAUCUACGAGCAGAUAUCGAACAUAAUCAUGGAGUACAUCGCCCCCAAAGCAAGUAUCAUUCUGAAUGUUUUGUCGGCCACCGUGGACUUCCCGACCUGCGAAUCGAUCCGGAUGUCGCAGAGCGUCGACCGGACCGGCGAGCGGACCCUGGCCGUCGUCACCAAAGCCGACAAGGCCCCCGAGGGAUUGCUCGAGAAAGUGACCGCCGAUGAUGUCAACAUAGGCCUCGGGUACGUGUGCGUCCGCAACCGCAUCGGUGACGAGUCCUACGAGGAGGCCCGAGCCGAGGAGAGGAACCUGUUCAAGAGGCACCCUCUUCUUUCGAGGAUCGACAAGUCCAUCGUGGGGAUCCCUGUUCUGGCUCAGAGGCUGAUGCAGAUCCAGGCAGCCAGCAUUGCAAAAAGCCUGCCCGACAUAGUGAAGAAGAUCAACGACAAGCUCAGCCAGCACAUCUCGGAGCUCGAUGAAAUGCCCGAAAAUCUCCGCAGCAUAGGGGACGCCACGAGGGUUUUGCUCCACAUGUUAAGCACGUCGAAGGAGUCCCUGAGAAGACUGCUCAUCAGAGGGGAGUUUGAUGACUUCCCCGAUGAUGCCAGCAUGCAUGCCACUGCUCGGAUGGCCGAGAUGCUCGCCAAAUUCUUUAAGGAGCUGCCCUCCGAUUGCCCGAGCGCCGACGAAAGAUUUCUGAUGGAAGAGAUUGCUGUUCUGGAGGAGGCUAAGGGGAUUAAUGGACUCCCCAAUUUCCUACCUCGGCACGCUUUCCUCAACCUCCUCAGGAGGAAGGUGAGGGAUAUAUCUCACGCUCCCGGUGAGUUUGUUCGGAAGGUUUGGGCCUACAUUGAGGAGGUUGUGAUCAGGGUGCUGCUGCACCACUCCGAGAACUAUCCCCAGAUUCAACCUAUGGUUCGAAGGGCAGCACAGAAUCUGGUAGGGAUUAUGAGAAACCAGUCUUGCCAUUUUAUGAGUGAGGCCAUCGAGAUGGAAAUGGUAGCCGACUACACUUCCUCUCCAGACUACAUGAAAAAAUGGACGGAGCUGAUGGACGGUCGCGAUGGCUUCAUAGCAGCCAUCGAGAAUUACUAUGGGCCAAACAGCAUUGAAUUGAAAGGUCUUGGAGUCGUAGAAGUUGGGCAUCUGAGACAGUACGCGGCCAUGGCGGAGCAGGCGUUCGACAUGAGAAUGAGAAUCCUAGCGUAUUGGAAGAUCGUGGUGCUUCGGCUUGUGGAUUCCCUGGCCCUGCACAUCAUAUACAGCGUAAAUUGCUUGGUGGAGAGACAUAUGGAGAAGGAAAUUGUGGACGAUCUGGUGGGGCCACGAAUGACCGGCUUGGAGAGGAUGCUUGAAGAAUCUCCAGCAACUGCAGCGAAGCGUGAACGACUCCGGAAGAGUAUUGAGCUGAUGAAGGAAUCCAAGGAGGUCGUGGCAGAGAUCAUGGAUCGUGUAGUGACCACCGUUAACUGACGUUCCUUUUCCUCUUUUUUUUUGCUUCUGAUGGUCGGUACUUGGUGGGGGCGUUUGAUAUUUGGAGUCACCUUUUCGUGUCUUUCCCUUGCUCUGGUCUUUAAUACUUGCUAUGUAUCUGUCAGUGAUGGUUUGAUGAGUAAAAUAUAAAAUUUAGCUUACUAUCGGCGUUUGAUCA
Phoenix dactylifera (date palm) is the source of this 2256-nucleotide messenger RNA. RefSeq names its product dynamin-related protein 4C-like. NCBI's taxonomy places the organism in Eukaryota, Viridiplantae, Streptophyta, Magnoliopsida, Arecales, Arecaceae. The record is from RefSeq and is a predicted model, not a curated record. Gene Ontology annotation, molecular function: GTPase activity; microtubule binding; GTP binding. Gene Ontology annotation, cellular component: microtubule; cytoplasm; membrane.